Messenger RNA from Fraxinus pennsylvanica, 687 nucleotides. Lineage: Eukaryota; Viridiplantae; Streptophyta; Magnoliopsida; Lamiales; Oleaceae. The record is from the annotation of a GenBank genome assembly.
AUGGCGAGGGAGAAGAUUCAGAUCAAGAAAAUCGACAACGCCACGGCCCGGCAAGUAACUUUCUCCAAAAGAAGAAGAGGUCUCUUCAAGAAAGCUGAAGAACUUUCAGUUCUUUGUGAUGCUGAUGUUGCUCUCAUCAUCUUCUCCUCCACUGGCAAGCUCUUCGAGUAUGCCAGCUCCAGUACGAAGGAAAUACUUGAGAGGCAUAACCUGCAUUCAAAGAACCUUGAAAAGAUGGAACAACCAUAUCUUGAGUUGCAGCUGGUCGAGGACAGCAACCUCUCUAAAUUAAGCAAAGAAAUUGCUGAGAAAAGCCAUCAACUAAGGCGCAUGAGAGGUGAGGAGCUGCAAGGUUUAUGUAUUGAAGAGUUGCAGCGUCUGGAGAGUUCACUUGAAGUCGGAUUAAAUCGUGUAAUAGAGAAAAAGGGUGAAAAAAUUAUGAAAGAGAUCAAUCAUCUACAAGAGAAGGGAAUGCAACUCGUGGAAGAGAAUGAACGCUUAAGACAGCAGGUGAUGGAGAUAUCAAAUGGGCGCAAAAACAUGGCUGAAACUGAUUUAGAGAACAUAAUCUACGAGGAAGGGCAGUCAUUGGAGUCUGUCACUGACAACUGUACCUCGAAUGGCUCUCCACAAGAUGAUUAUAGUUCAGAUACUUCUCUUAAGCUGGGGCUACCCUAUUCUGGUUGA